AUGUUACUUCCCCAAGAACAAACUUUUCUGCAGGUCGAGAAUCGUCAAUUAAAGCGAAAACGAUCACAAAACGAAGCUACAAUCCCUUCUAUCAUUCCUUUCGAAAAACGGCUACGGUCAUCGACUUCACGACCUCACACGGAGGAUACAAUUUGCGAGAAUACUGCGAUUGGUAGACGACGCAAUCCUCUUCCUCUCCCUUCUCGCGCAUCUCCCGAUCGAAGUCUUACUCCCCCUCCUCCUCACGCAUCUCCCGAUCGAAGUCCUACUCCUCCCCCUUCGGCCGACCACAAACCUUCAGGACGAAGAGAAACUCUUUUGCUUUAUGGCGCCUCUGAGGAUCAGCCUCUUAUUGUGGAUUAGCUCCGUACAACUCUGGUUUUGGCGUUAUUGGAUUUCGGGUUUGAAACGCGAAUUGUUUGUUGAAAGCAAAUCUUUUCAAAUAGAAAAAUUAAAAAAACCAAAUAUCAUUAAUUACAUGUGUUCC
This is a messenger RNA of Botrytis deweyae, 487 nucleotides long. RefSeq lists its product as uncharacterized. The coding region runs from base 1 to 363 and encodes 120 amino acids. The transcript has 2 exons. Lineage: Eukaryota; Fungi; Ascomycota; Leotiomycetes; Helotiales; Sclerotiniaceae. The record is from RefSeq and is a predicted model, not a curated record.